UUAUCACCAAUGUUAUAUAGGAUUUUAAAUUUUUUAAUAGCGGCCAUAGGCUUUUUGUUGUCGUUGUAUGGAUUGUAUGUUGAAUUCAAGUUGGACCAUUUGGGAGAAGUUUAUCAACCAAUGUGCGAUAUCGCUACUUAUAUAAGCUGCUCUAAAGCUUUCCGCUCAUCGUUUGGAACUGGCCUCGGUAUCGUUGAACCUCUUCUUGGAGCAAAUCAUUUACUAAAUCAGAAGAAUCCAGUCUUUGGUAUUAUAACUUAUAUUAUUUUUAUGUUUUUCCAGUUCUUCGAUAAUCGAUGUUCAGCUUUUCUAUCUCUUAUUACUUCCGUUCUAAUGAAUAUUCUAUCAGUUUAUCUAUUUUUUGUAUUAGUUUAUCUUCGAACAAUUUGUGUUGUUUGUUUUGCUAUUUAUUUUGUCAACGCAGUACUGUUAAUAAUUUCUAUAAAAAGAUAUAAAUCAAGCAAAAAUAUUAUUAAAAACAAAAACAAAAAGAGAUCAUAA
This is a messenger RNA of Dracunculus medinensis (Guinea worm), 501 nucleotides long. The record is from the annotation of a GenBank genome assembly. NCBI's taxonomy places the organism in Eukaryota, Metazoa, Nematoda, Chromadorea, Rhabditida, Dracunculidae.